Cuculus canorus (common cuckoo) is the source of this 3055-nucleotide messenger RNA. RefSeq names its product mitogen-activated protein kinase 8 interacting protein 1 (gene MAPK8IP1). The record is from RefSeq and is a predicted model, not a curated record. The coding region runs from base 38 to 2143 and encodes 701 amino acids. Gene Ontology annotation, biological process: regulation of JNK cascade. Lineage: Eukaryota; Metazoa; Chordata; Aves; Cuculiformes; Cuculidae. Gene Ontology annotation, cellular component: cytoplasm. The transcript is spliced from 12 exons. Gene Ontology annotation, molecular function: protein binding.
UGGAGGCGAUUCAGCUGCGGGCACACCUGCCCCGCGGAUGUCGCCCCAGUUGCGGCUGCACCUGUCCCGCAGCUGCGGUGGGAAGGAGCCCCGGGCUGCGCCCCCCGCCCCCGGCAGCAGGCUCACCCACGACAUCAGCCUCGAGGAAUUUGAGGAUGAAGACCUUUCUGAGAUCACCGAUGAGUGUGGAAUCAGCCUACACUGCAAGGAGAGCCUGGCCACUCGAGGCCAUGUAAGCCGGCCCGGCGGCGGCGGCGCCCGGGCGGCGGGCGGCGGCGAGGCCAGCCGGCUGCAGGCGGAGAUGCUACAGCUCGACCUCAUCGACGCGGCGGGGGAGGCGCCGGCCGAGGAGCAGACGGCGCCCGAGCCCCUGCAGAAGGAGCCCCCGGCAGGGACCACCGAUGUCUACAGACCGAAGCGACCCACAACGCUCAACCUCUUCCCGCAGGUGCCUCGGAGCCAGGACACUCUGAAUAAUAACUCUCUGGGAAAAAAGCACAGUUGGCAGGAACGGGUGUCCCGGUCGUCAUCCCCUCUGAAAACGGGUGAGCAGACUCCUCCCCAUGACCACGUUUGCCUGAGUGAUGAGGUCAAUCACCAAAACAGCACAACCUCCACCAAAGACCGGGGCACAUCCACGGAGAGCCCGUGUCGGCGCACAGCAGCCACUCAGAUGGCACCGGCCUGCGUUGCCUCGUCCCGGCCACCUGAGAAGCACCAGGCCACCAGCCGACCCCCACCACAUGGUGCCAGCAUUGUGGUGGUCACAACAAGGGGCCCUGAGGCCCACCGGGACCGCAUCCGAUACCAGACAGACGUAAGGCUGGAGGCCACAGAGGAGAUCUACUUGACACCUGUGCAGAAGAACUCGGACCCCCUGGAGACAGACAAGCCAUUCCUGUCUCAGUCCAGUGAAAACCGCAUGUCCAUCAGCUCUGACAUCGACACCUCUGGCUAUUCGGCCCUGGUGGGAAAAACCAACCCCUCUAUCAGUGAGGAGGAUGAGGUGCUGGACUAUAUGUCCUCCCCUGACAAGAUGAACCUGCCCAGGGCCUCCUGCGGUGGUGGGAAUAGUGGCUCCCGGCCAGGGCAUAACCUUCAGAGAUCCUCAGUGAGUUCAGACACCAGCGCCCUCUCCUACGACUCGGUCAAAUACACACUGGUGGUGGAUGAGAACGUGCAGCUGGAGCUGGUCAGCCUCAAGCAGUGCUACUCAGGCUACAGUGAUGAGAGCGACUCAGCCACUGUCUAUGACAACUGUGUCUCCUCACCUUAUGAGUCAGCCAUUGGUGAGGAGUAUGAGGAGGAUGCACUGAAGCGUGACUCGGUUUGCCUCUCCGAGGACUCCACCCCUGAGGCAGACAUCCACUUCUCCAAGAAGUUCCUCAAUGUCUUCAUGAGUGGCCGGGCGCGCUCCUCCAGUGCUGAGUCCUUCGGGUUGUUCUCCUGCAUGAUCAAUGGGGAGGAGCAGGAGCAGACCCACCGCGCUGUCUUUAGGUUUGUGCCUCGCCAUGCGGAUGAGCUGGAGCUGGAGGUUGAUGAUCCUUUGCUGGUGGAGGUGCAGGCAGAAGAUUAUUGGUAUGAAGCUUACAACAUGCGGACAGGCGACCGGGGCAUUUUUCCUGCCUACUAUGCUAUUGAAGUCACCAAGGACCCAGACCAUUUAACAGCUCUGGCCAAGAGCAGUGACUGGGUGGACCAGUUUCGGGUGAAGUUCCUCGGCUCGGUGCAGGUUCCCUAUCACAAGGGCAAUGACGUGCUGUGCGCGGCCAUGCAGAAGAUUGCCACCACACGCCGCCUCACUGUGCACUUUAACCCACCCUCCAGCUGUGUUCUGGAGAUCAGCGUGCGUGGGGUCAAGAUUGCCGUGAAAGCUGAUGACUCCAAGGAGCACAGCAAGGUAAACAAGUGUAGCCAUUUUUUCCAGCUGAAGAACAUUUCCUUUUGUGGGUAUCAUCCAAAGAACAAUAAGUAUUUUGGGUUCAUCACCAAGCACCCUGCUGACCACAGAUUUGCCUGUCAUGUCUUUGUCUCGGAGGAGUCCACGAAGCCACUGGCGGAGUCAGUAGGGAGGGCUUUUCAGCAAUUCUACAAGGAGUAUGUGGAAUACACGUGCCCCACGGAGGACAUCUACCUGGAGUAGGGGCUGGAACAGGCAUCUCCUGCACAGCCAGGGCUGCAGUCUUGCCCUUUCCCCGUGUCGUGCAUGGACAAGAGCUGCUUUGAGCCUGAAGGAGGAGUGGGCCCUGGGCUGGGCUCCCCGGGGCAUGGAGCACCACCUCUUUUCAUGACUCCCCUUCCUCGGGCUGGGAGGGACGGGAGGGGGGAGGGCUGGACAAAUUGUGUUUAUUGUACAAAAUACUUAGUUUAUUCUAUUGGAGAAGCAUCCGCUGGGUGCCCUGCCGGUGAGCGGUGGAGGGGUGGACAGCAGCUUCAGGCUGGGGUAACAGCAUCUCCUCCUUGUGACCAUGGCCCAGCUUCCCGUCGCAUCCCUCUGGGAUGACUUUUAAUGCAGUGGCAGAGUCAGACUCUCACAGUAUGAAAACACAGCAACUACAGCAAACGACCCAUAUGCUGGCUCCUGCCUGGGAGAUGGGCUUGCCUUGGGCAGGCAUCAGCUCCCUGCUAAGCCCUGGGGAUAAGGCUGCUGGGUAGGGAAAACAGUGGAAGCCCCACUAUCUCCUGUGCAAGAGCCAGCACCAGCAUGAGCUGAGAUAGCUCACCCCUGCCUCUGCCUGAUCCCUGACCCUCCCCUCUUCUAUCUGUGCCCUAGGGAGAGAGAAAAAUCCCCCCUAUACCUCCCUGCAGUAACUAUACCCUUGGGAGGGGAGACUUUCUCUGCCCCAUCCUCCCUUCUCCCCCUGGCUGCAGGUGGCAGAGGCAGUGGCAGGGUUGGGCCACCCCAGGGCUGGGUGCUCGGCCCCUGCGCAGAGAUGGGUCCCUGCCAGAAGCAAGGGCAGGGAAAGGGCUAAAGCCUGCAGGGAGCCAUGCAAAGCACUGGGGAGGUAGAAGAGCCCUCCUGGUCCCUGCAGCCAGCGGUCUCUGUGCUUCAACU